Penaeus monodon (black tiger shrimp) is the source of this 2271-nucleotide messenger RNA. Its product is annotated as carbohydrate sulfotransferase 14-like. The record is from RefSeq and is a predicted model, not a curated record. Gene Ontology annotation, cellular component: membrane. Gene Ontology annotation, biological process: carbohydrate biosynthetic process. Gene Ontology annotation, molecular function: sulfotransferase activity. The transcript is spliced from 5 exons. Lineage: Eukaryota; Metazoa; Arthropoda; Malacostraca; Decapoda; Penaeidae.
UUGGUUUCUUGUCGAGAUCAUGUUGUGUCGUCGGCUGCCGCUAUUUUUCUCGUGUCUCUGUCUUAUGGUGAUUUUGACGGCGAGAGACGCGAUUUUUCUUUCGGGGAAUAAAAACGUCAUUUCGAAAAAAGACGAAAGAAAUCUUCAAGUACUUCCCUCGACGAACGAGAACGAUGGAGCAGCCACCGGGCAAACAGGCGUGUCAUUAUAUUCUCUUUAUUCUUCAACAGUACAUGGCGAAUUAGUGAUGAGGUUUUCAAAGAGGAGUGAAAAUCUCAGGGCAAAAUGUGCGAAAUUUCAGGGUGAUUUGCCCGGUAGGUUGAGGAUGUGGUUACCUCCAGCUAUGUAUUAUUCGCAGAAGUAUAAAAUUCUCGGAUGUCUGAUUGCCAAGGCAGGUGUGACUACUUGGAAAGUUCACCUUAACCGGAUGUUGGGCCACAAUAGAGACAUGGACAGUACGGACAAUAUUAAAGCCAUCAAAAUGAUGUCACCUUCCAAGCUGACUCGGUUGAUGACAGCUGAUGACGUCACAAGAGUGAUUAACGUACGUAACCCGAUCGAUCGCCUUGUGUCCGCUUAUAAGGAUAAGUUCUAUAAUGGGAAAACCUAGGAUCGUCGAUGGAAGAAUUUCUUCCAGGAGGCCUUUAAGUUAAUUGGCAGACCUUGGCAACGUGGGACAGUGACUUCGAUAACCUUUCGAGAAUUCCUACAGUAUGUUAUCAAGGAAUCGAAACGCGGUCUGGACACCAUGAACUGCCACUGGCGUCCAAUCCACACCGUCUGUCAACCUUGUACUACAGAAUACAAGUACAUCAUGAAGCUAGAAACUAUAGAAGAAGACUUCGCGUUCCUCAGAGAAGAACUGGCCAUCCGCGAAAUGAAUGUGACUUUAAAAAUGAACGUAAACAAGAAACGGGAAUCUCGAACCAGUGAUGAUUAUUUCAAGGGUCUUCCUGUCGAUCUGCUGGCGGGUAUCAAGCGCCUGUAUAAGUACGAUUUUACUCUCUUUGACUAUGCAAUACCUGAUUAUUUGGAGAACCUAGGCUAGCGAGGGAAGUGAUGGUCAUCUGAAUACGUAUUUUAUAAAAUCUACACAUCGACAAAAUCUAAUUUUAAGAUGUUAUAUAAGGUCCAUUUAUUUACUUUAUUUUACUCUUUUUCAAUUUUAUUUCUAUUUAAUUAUAAUAGAAGCAAGUGUUUUUUUUUCUUAUUACGUAGUAGCCUAGACCUUUGAUCGUGCACAUAGUAUUUUUCCUAAUACACAGAGAAUGUUGAGAAAUGCAUAGGCAAGAGGUGCGAGCGUAGUGACAAAAUUGGCGCGCAAAAAACACACACAAAAAACGCAACUAUUGUAAUAAAUAUCAACACUAUAAAGAAUAGUGAUCUUAGUCCACUAGUUUGUGUUUUUGUUUUACUUCUCUUCAAAGAUGCAUAUUCUAAUAUAAGAUAGAAAGAAAGUGCGUCAUAAAACAUUAUCUGAGCAAAAAGAACCCUUGCCUUGCGAGCAGAUUCGAAACACACGCAACAUGCCACAUAUCUAAACUGAAUAAUGCUAAAGGUUCCGCUAUGCUAAUUACUCACGUUUCUUCGGGGUUUAGUUUACUCAUUUACACAUUUAUUAGUCUACCAUGUCGUAGUUUAUUAUAGCUUUAAGAAUUUAAAAGAAAAUCGUAUUCGGAAAGCCACGUGUAGAUACCACCUGGUUGAUUGUUAUUGUUUCAAAUAGCAGUAACUUCCAAGCUUAUUUUAAUUUUCCGCGUUUACUCCCAUGACUGAACUAUUCAUUUACAUCAAUUUUAGGCUAAUGUGAUAGUUUUCAUACCAGGCCACCAUAAUCGUCAUAUUUCAUUCCUAUUUAUUCACAUUUGCAUUUGCAUUUGAGAACCUGGUAAUAACAAUCACUCGCAGUUGGUUGGAACACUAGCAAUAGCUAUAUAAAAAUGUACAGUCGUGUCUAGAAACAGAAUUCAUUGUGGCAAAUAAAAAAAUGCAUUAAUAACAUUUGGUUUAUUUAUGAUAAUCAUUGUCAUUCAUACCUUUUCUAGAAUUGUGUUAAGUCUUCCCCAUUUCACUUUACUCUUUUGGCUGUAAUAUCGAUAAACUGCAAUUAAAAACUACACGCUGGUAAUAUUCACAUUUGUCUUUUUAUAACCUCUGAGCUCAUUGUAAGGCUUUUACCUGAUUUAGUCUCUUUUCUGAAGUCCGGAGCCCGUCUGUUUCACAACCACACGCAUUUGACAAUUCCUCCUCUCGAUACCCAAGCUUCUUGAC